Oppia nitens is the source of this 2882-nucleotide messenger RNA. RefSeq lists its product as uncharacterized. Gene Ontology annotation, biological process: protein deubiquitination. The record is from RefSeq and is a predicted model, not a curated record. Bases 1 to 2871 code for a protein of 956 amino acids. Gene Ontology annotation, molecular function: cysteine-type deubiquitinase activity. NCBI's taxonomy places the organism in Eukaryota, Metazoa, Arthropoda, Arachnida, Sarcoptiformes, Oppiidae. The transcript has 5 exons.
AUGACAUCAACAGCACCGACUCAUAUAACCAUCUACUGGGACCGGGAGUCGUGUCCGCCACCUAUAACAAGCCGUCACAUCGACAGUACUGUUAUUAUACGAAAAUUAUUGACAAAAGUUUGUGUAACUGAGCGCCGACUUCGGCUCAAACAUUUGGUCAGCUGGUCAUCGGUGGACAUAACAGGCGUUGACAUCUAUUACGACAACGACUACUACUACGACGACAAUUUGGAUCACCUAUUGAUCGACAACUACAACAAAUACGCUUACUUUAGCUCUUAUACAUUUGAAUCGCUAAGUGAUAGUAAAACAGCGUUAGUUGUCAUCAGCGGUGAUCGGGAAUUAUUACAACUGAUUAAAACAUUAGAUUUAGAUAAUUGGGUUCAGUUGUCCAUAAUUUAUGCCGAUUUGGUAGACAUCAGUGAAUUAGGUUUUUCUGAUCGCAUAAAACGGCUACCAUUUGAUCAAUUAGUAAAGUUUUGCAAUGAAUAUGAAAAGAUUAAUGAAUAUUGUUUAUCGUCGGCAAUCACUGGUCUAAUCGAUUUGAUGGCUGAUCUAAACUUUAAUGAAACUAGUUCGAGUAAUACAUCACACAUACAAAUUAAUAUAACCGAGACUAAUUCAAGUGAAACAAAUAGAGAUAAAUAUUUCAAUUGGUGGACUCAUAUCAAUUGGUUAAUGCGCUAUAUAUCUCGUUGGUUUUAUUUGCGAGAUACUUUAGGUGAUAGUCAACAACAACAUGAUGUCCAACCUGAACAACCACAGUGUCGUCAAUCAGACACUCAUCAAGAAAUGAGAAACAAAGUCACAAAUAAAUCAGUUAAGAAACAGUAUGAUAGUGAUGGACAGUUGUCUGUCAAUUCAAUGACAAAACAAUACAGGCCAACGUCAACAUCGACAGCCGCGGCAGGGACGACGACAGUCACAUACAGUGAUGAUAAAAAGUUUUCCGAUCGGUCGAGCAGUGAUUCCGACCAAAAAACUGGUCCAACACCGGGAACUAGUGGCCAGUCUUUACAUUCAAUGAGUCUGCAAACUGCAUCCGCAUCCAGCAGUUGUCAGUCUUUGACUUCAAACUGUUGGCCAGAACCAGAUUUAUCAUAUGCUGCCAUCAAUUCAAAGAAAACAUAUAACAAUAAACAACAACAGAAUAUUACCGGUAAUUAUAAGAAAAAGAAGAACCAAAUUGACGACCAUUUUGUUGGUAUUGAUAAAAGGACUGAUAAUACAAGUGGUUAUCGAAAGAAAACCUAUGAGUCGGGUGUCUGUGGUUUGCGAAACUUAGGCAACACUUGUUAUAUGAACAGUGCUCUUCAGUGUCUGUCAAACAUACCAUCGAUGGUCGAGUUUUGCAAAGAAUACAAGAAUUUCAAGAUAGGUAUAACAAAUACUACACAGAGAUCAUUGUUGUUGGAACUGUUCUGUGAGUUGAUUGAUCGCAUGUGGUCUCAACAAACCGAUUGUUUGUCGCCCAAAGAGUUUCGCUCCAAAGUGGCCGAAGUUUUACCGACAUUUGUCGACCAUAAACAACACGACUGUUCAGAGUUUUUGAGAUCAGUGUUGAACACAUUUCACGAAGAAUUGCUGCAAAUGUCAGGCAUUGUUAACAAUAGUUUUACUGAUGAUUAUAAAACGUUUGAUCAAUAUCUUCAAAAUAACCACACAUUUAUAUCAAAUCACUUUCACGGUCUACAAGUAGUGACAUUUAGCUGCAGUCGAUGCGGUCAUCGAUUAGAUGAUAAUUAUUGUCCUUUUGUUGUCAUAAAUUUGCCACAAAUAGACAAAGAAGACAUUACACUAAUUCAUGUCAAUCUAAUUAUCAAUAGCAAUGAUUGUGAGACAUUCAGAUGGGAUAUCUAUGGAUUGCGAUUUACAACAAAUGAAGUACAGGUGAGUCAACUCAUCAAAACACUAUCGCAAAGAUAUUCAGAUACGACGACAUCACGGGUCUUGGAUGCCAAACAUCUUAUUGUUGCCCUAAUCAUCAAUCAUAAGAUCGACAAAAUCUAUAACACAAAUGAUAUUAUAAAUGCCAAUUGUCUUAGUGGUCACCUUUUUGUCUAUCAAUUUGAUCCAUCAUUUGUUAAUCAUGUGUUUGUCUCACUUCAAAGCAAGAGCCGACAAUUUGGUAUACCAUUAUUAUUGGAUAUUAAUGAAUACACCUUUGAAUGUAUUGUCGACCAAUUUGUCGUCCAAUUCAUGAAAUGUUUGGCACCGGAAGGCCGACAACUGUUAAUAUGUUUGAGUUCUGACUUCAGCUUUCAUUGUGAUAACCAUUUCAAUCCUAACCUUACAAUUGGCAAUAAUUUAAUAAUCAAUGAACUGAGCGAACAUUUAUGUCAAUUCUAUAGUAUUGACAAGUUUUAUCACGGAUUAGAUGAUAAAAAUUUAGACAAAAAUAUCAAACUCGAUGACUGUAUCAAUCGGUAUGUGUCUGUCCAACGUAUGGAUGACCAACAAAACUGUCCCAAUUGUUGCACUGAUAUGUUGGCUACGGUAGAGACUCAUAUCAUGCACGCACCUAAUAUACUACUAUUGCAGGUCAAGAACAGUAUAGGUCAACAAAGAGGUAGUUAUUUUAGAUAUGAUAGUCAACCGGACUGUCAGUUUCCAAUGGAAUUGGAUUUGACUGGUCAUGUAAGUGAUGCCAAAGCUAACGGUGCCCAACAUGUCUACGAUUUGUUGGCCAUAUCUAACUAUACGGGAAAUUCCUGUAGUGGACACUAUACCGCUUACGCCAAAAAUCAUAUCAACAAACAGUGGUAUGAAUUCAAUGAUAAUAACGUUAAACAGAUUACAGAUGAACAACAACUUCACUCAUCGAAAGCCUAUUUAAUGUUUUAUUUAAAACAAAAUAUUAAUAAUAAUUAAUUACAAUAAUU